Messenger RNA from Nilaparvata lugens (brown planthopper), 700 nucleotides. Its product is annotated as probable NADH dehydrogenase [ubiquinone] 1 alpha subcomplex subunit 12. The transcript is spliced from 4 exons. Gene Ontology annotation, biological process: mitochondrial respiratory chain complex I assembly; response to oxidative stress. The coding region runs from base 171 to 602 and encodes 143 amino acids. Gene Ontology annotation, cellular component: membrane. Lineage: Eukaryota; Metazoa; Arthropoda; Insecta; Hemiptera; Delphacidae. The record is from RefSeq and is a predicted model, not a curated record.
UUUUAUUUAUUUAAAAUUCUCAGCUGUUACCCAGAUGUUAUGGAACAUAACCUUAUUUUGGUUUCGUUCUUUAUCUUUAAUCUUCAUAAAGUCAAGGACAUGAAGAAUUGUUGUUGAAGUUAGAGUAAUAUUAAUGUCCUACUGAAAGUGAAAUUUAACAAUUUCUUAUAAUGUCUAGUUUAAAGAAGCUUAUCGGACUAGAUAAGGUCAGUAAUUUAGUGAAGAUUGUUCAAGACAAUGGUGGAGUUGUAUCUUCUGCUUUGAAGGUGUUCAGGAUGGACGAUUUGAAAAGUGGAACAUUGGUUGGUGUUGAUAAGUAUGGAAACAAAUACUAUGAAAACAACGCUCAUUUUGUUGGAAGAAAUCGGUGGGUAGAAUAUGCUGAUCAUUACUGGCUGGACUACAAUGCAUCGCAGAUUCCGGCUGAAUGGUAUGGAUGGAUGCAUUACAAAACUGAUCUCAUCCCGACAAAGGAUCCUAACAGACCUCACCAUCGUUGGAUGUUGGAUCACACGGAAAAUAUGACCGCAACUAGUGAGCAAUACACCCCCUACAGUACAACCCGGCCCAAAAUCCAGGCCUGGGUCCCUCCCAAAAAGUAAUAUUAGUAUGCAGAUGAAAUCAGUAGACUACAUUACAACUAUAUUGGUUCAUUAGUUUAUAAAUAUAUUUGUUGAUAAUAAAUGUUGUGUAAACUUGA